AUGAGCAUAAACGCGAGGCGUGGGUCCGCAGGCAAUCCAGCCGCCGGCUGCCCUUCCAUCAACAGGCGGCAGUCGGCCUUAAAGCGACAGGGUCACUCGGUCGUCGUCAGUUUUUCCCCUUCUGCCCGCUACCUGCACAAAAUUCCCCUGGCCGUGAAAGGUGCGCAGCGCAGGGAAAUUCCUGAAAGAUCAGAUUUCACGAGGCGCUCGCUACAAAUAAGCAGCCGGCGCACGCUCAGCGUGUAUUCCGCACGGGACUUCGAGCCGCCAGCAGCCUCUCGGAGCGCGUUACAAAACGGCCAUUUACUGAAGCCGCUCGGCAGGAAAAUGUUUGUAAAGAAACGGAAUUCCCUCUCAGAUGCAAAUGAAAUUAAGAGGGGAUCCCUGAUUAAGUCUCCUCCGUCCUACAUCUUUAACAAUCGGUCUUCGUGGAAAGUGCGUCUCUUUAAACUUUUUCAAACUAGGGAUAAUAAGUUCAUCCUCUCCUACUACGAGCCCGACGGCGUGUCAGAAAAAAUGAAAGGCACCAUUAAAAUCCGCAAUAUCAAAAGCAUUAAGAAGGAAUACAAUUCGGAGAACGUGUCGGCCAUCUUGAGAAGUUUUAAUAUUUCUCAUCACAAAGUAAUCCACGUCAAAACCGAGGAUCGGGACUUUUACCUCUGCGAUGAGAUAGAGGAAGAACUUGAUGAUUGGUACGAGUGCCUCACAAACGCAUGGAUCAAAGAGAACACAAGCAUGGAUAUAAGCGGACCAAAGAUUUUACACCCAAAGCCUCCCAGCGCCUCGUCUGAAACAUUAAACGAUGAUCGACCCAAAUCAUAUCCUGAAAACUAUCCAAAAAGUGGAAAUCAAUUGGCUGAAGCAAACGAGAGGGAGAGAUCUCACACAGACCCAGGUGUGAUCUGUAAACCGUCGCCAACAGCAAGUCAGCAACAAAAGAUCGAGUGCACAGACCGAAGUACCAUUCCACUGCCUGACCACCCCCAACCAGUGAAGCUCAAUACAAAGUGUUCAGCCAGACCCCCGCCUCUGCAGGUAAGCGGAUAUGCCCUGCGUAGGUUGGCAUUAAGGGCCUGUAAAUCUGGGCGAGUUUAUGGUCAGUUCAGCAGGACACCCUCUGAGCUGAAAUUAUAG
Spea bombifrons (plains spadefoot toad) is the source of this 1134-nucleotide messenger RNA. RefSeq lists its product as uncharacterized. The transcript is spliced from 11 exons. The record is from RefSeq and is a predicted model, not a curated record. NCBI's taxonomy places the organism in Eukaryota, Metazoa, Chordata, Amphibia, Anura, Pelobatidae. The coding region runs from base 1 to 1134 and encodes 377 amino acids.